Molecule: messenger RNA, 513 nt
Organism: Dichomitus squalens LYAD-421 SS1
Lineage: Eukaryota; Fungi; Basidiomycota; Agaricomycetes; Polyporales; Polyporaceae
Exons: 3
Coding region: 1-513 (170 amino acids)
Biological process (GO): proton motive force-driven ATP synthesis
Molecular function (GO): proton transmembrane transporter activity
Source: RefSeq, a predicted model, not a curated record
AUGGUGCGCCCAUUUGCCGCCCGCCUGGCGCAGGCCAUACGCCCUCGUCGCGCCCCUCAGUCCCACCCUCCUUUGCACCAGCAACAGCGCUUCGCCUCGUCGACCCCAAGCACGGAGGAGCUCCAGAAAAAGGCCCAGGACGCCCUUUCGUCCGUCCAGAAGGGUUUGGGACAGGCGUUGGAGACUGGAAAGAGGUUCCUUGGUCCUGUUGGAGAGAGGGCGGGUACUCUGCUUGGCUCUUACCGUGAACCUCUGGCGUACAACUUCGCCGUCUUCCGGGAAGUCCUCAAGCAGGUCUACAUCGCUGAGCGCCUCCAGCCUCCUCCCCUCUCCGCGUUCCAGUCCGUAUACGCGUCACUAUGGUCUCGCGCGACCAAUCUCCAGUUCUACCGCGAGCUCCUGCGCUCAGGUGACCUGGCCAAGGUUGGUAUCUAUGCCCUUGAGGCAUACGGUAUCUUCAAGGUUGGAGAAAUCAUUGGCCGGAGAAGUCUCAUCGGGUACAACAUCCAAUAG